Durio zibethinus is the source of this 2521-nucleotide messenger RNA. RefSeq lists its product as uncharacterized. The record is from RefSeq and is a predicted model, not a curated record. Lineage: Eukaryota; Viridiplantae; Streptophyta; Magnoliopsida; Malvales; Malvaceae. Gene Ontology annotation, molecular function: protein binding.
GGCAACGUCCAAAAUGAAAACAAAACCCAGCCUGUUUUCAAUUUUCAAAGGUUUUGUCAGCGGCAGACUGACAUCGACAUGCCUUGUCUUGAUCCAAGUGUCCCUCGGGCUUGGGCUCACUCUCUACACUAAAAAGAACUUUUGGGCUCGGGGAUAUCAUACCAGUCUUAGCCUUUGAAUACAGCUUUGACAAACAACGAGUCGUUGUAGCGUAUAUAGAGAAUGCUGACCAAUCAGUUCUUGAUAAAGACGAAGAAUUCACCGUCAUUCCGCGUGGUCGACUUCAUGAAGCCACUUGUGUAACAAAGGAGCAUAUAACAAGUCAAACAAACUCCUCGUCCGAACUUAUGCCAAGUCUCCGGUAGAGAUUGAUUGAAGGUUCUCUAAUCAGCUGCCUUUGAAAUGAGCUGAUAAUCAGAAUGGUCAAGAAACGAAGAAAACCAAUGGUUUGGGUAAUAUCUUUAGCUGUACCUGUAGGCCAUCUCCUAUACUUUGUCCCUAUUGGGUGCCAACCAUAAAUUAGAUGUAUAUUUGUAUAUUACCUUUCGAGGUCCAUGUCAAAUAGGUCCAUGUAAUUAAUAUAGGGAUUGACCAUUCGAGAAUUUGAAACCAAUACCAGGAUAAUUUAUCGAUUUGAGUCACUCCAUUCAGAAAAAGCAACUUCUGUAUAAAUCAAUAUCUUCUUUCUCAGCUGCAGCAACCAAUAAAUUCUUUCAAACCAUGAAGUGGAUUUUCUGGUGCUGGCUUUCACUGGUCCUGGUACAGUUAAACGAUUGCCAGUGCUUUGGCUGCCAUGAGGAAGAGAGGCUUGCUCUUUUGAAACUCAAAACAUCUUUCUAUCCGGAUAAGAGCUAUGCUCCUCCUUCUUGGGAGGAUGAUGAUAGUGACUGUUGUGCUUGGGAAAAUGUGGUAUGUGACAAAGAAACAAAACAAGUAAGUAAGCUUUUUCUUAACAGCUCAUGGGAUCCCCUUGAAGUAUAUGAAGAUGUGAAUCUGGAUGCCACCCUUUUUCUUCCAUUUAAGGAUCUGACUUCCCUAAACUUGUCUUCAAACAUGUUUUCUGGUUUGGCUGAUAAUGAUGGUACAAGAAACUUCGUUUUUUCAGUUUAUCAUUUCAGGAUUCUAUUUUGCUGCUGUGAAAUAGGAAGGAGGUUUAAAUAUUCAUUUUUUUCGAAUUCUCUUCGUUCAACAGGCUUUGAAAGACUGUCUAAACUGAACAAGUUGAGAUUCCUUGAUUUGAGCGGGGGCUAUUUUAAUGACAGCAUCCUUGCACAUGUUGGAGCAAUCUCUUCACUUACUACUUUGUAUUUGGCUUCGAACUUAAUGACCGGAGCUACUCAUUUCCAAGAACUGGCUGCUCUGUCUAACUUGGAGGAGUUGGACUUGAGUGAGAAUUUGUUAGAAAGCUUCAUGGAGAUUCAAGGUCUUAAAAAAUUGAGCAAACUGAAAGUCCUGAACCUAAACUCAAAUAAGCUCAACAUGAGUACUUUACUGUCUCUCGGGAAUCUCCAUUCGCUCAAGAGGCUUUAUAUCAACCAUAAUAGCUUGGAAGGAUCCAUUACUAUUGAUGGGCUCAACAGUUUGAGAAACUUGGAGGUCUUGGAUGUCUCUUCCAGUAAUAUUUGCAGCAACUUUCUUCAGGUUUUAGAGUAUAUGAUAUCCCUUAAAGGCUUAUCCUUGCGUGAUAAUAGUCUCAAUGCCACCCUGGAUUUGCUAGGCUUGUGCAAACUUAGGGAUCUUGAAGAGUUGGAUAUCAGUCAUAACAGUUUCAAAGGCACAAUCCCUUCCUGUGUUGAAACCUUGACAUCCCUUCGAGUUCUGGAUAUCUCUAGAAACAGGUUUUCGGGGAACAUCAGUUCAUCUUUCAUCUCUAACCUCAUUUCCCUUGAGUUUCUUUCCCUUUCUCACAAUGUAUUCCAAAGUUUGGCCCCAUUUUCCUCAAUUGCUAACCAUUCUAAGCUUGAGGUCUUUGAGCUCAUCGGUGAUAACAAUGGAUUAAUGGUUGAAAUCGAUGAUCAUAAUUGGGUUCCACGCUUCCAACUGAAGAUCUUCCGUCUUUCGGGCUGUUCAGUUGAUGAAGGAUCCAUGUUCAAAUUUCUUUCUUACCAAUAUGAUCUUAGAGUGAUUGAUCUCUCUGAUAACAACUUGGAAGGAGAUUUUCCUACUUGGUUGAUGGAGAAUAAUACAAGAAUGGUAGAACUACAUUUGAAAAAUAAUUCGUUCAAAGGCCAAUUUCCUCUUCCAUGUCGUCCUAGCACGUUCAUCUCCGUUGUUGAUAUUUCCAACAAUCAGCUUCAAGGACAUAUCCCAUCAAACAUAAGUGUCUAUCUCCCAAAUCUGAAAUUUCUGAAUCUCUCAACGAAUUCCUUCAAAGGCAGCAUUCCUUCUUCAUUCGGUGAUAUGAAAAUCUGCUCGUUUUGGACCUGUCAAACAAUGAACUCUUGGGAAACAUACCUGAUAGCUUGGUCUCUGGCUGCUUUCUUUUGCAUGCUUUAAUAUUGUCAAACAAUAAUCUUAGCGG